AUGGAGGACACCUCUAACCAAACCUAUGAUCUGGAUCUACAGAGCCAAAAUAAUUUCCCCAAUGGAACCUUGGUGAAACCAAACAGCCCUGUUUCUACAGCUCUGGAGCAGGCCAUUAACUGGAUCUGCAUAAUCCUCCUGUGUGACACUAUGGUUUCUCUCGGCUGUACAAUGGAGAUCUCCAAGAUAAAAGCCCACAUCGUAAAGCCCAAAGGCGUGGUGAUCGCCAUGCUGGCUCAGUUUGGAGUGAUGCCACUCACGGCCUUCUCAUUGGCUAAACUGUUCAAGCUGGGUUCUGGUGCAGCCGUGGCAGUGCUGGUGUGUGGCUGCUGUCCAGGAGGAAUUCUUUCCAAUACUCUGGCCUUUGCUCUUAAUGGGGACAUGAAUCUCAGCUUUGUGAUGACGACCUGCUCGACGUUGGCGGCGCUAGGUAUGAUACCCCUUCUGCUCUUUAUUUACUGCCAUGGCUUCUCCAAUGUUCAUGCCGUGCCUUACGCCGGCAUCUUCCUGGCCUUGAUCUCGGUUGUGCUGCCUGGUGCUAUUGGCAUCCAUAUUAACUAUCGUGUACCGGAGAAGUCCAAACUGUUUGUCAAGGUUGGACUGGGCAUAUUGAUGGUUAGUUACGUUGUCUUAGGUGUUCUCUUCAGCCUGUCCCUGGGACCUACGAUCUGGGCUAUUACAGAACCUCCGCUUGUGGCUGCAGGAGCAUUGAUGCCACUUAUUGGAUACCUACUUGGCUUUGUGCUGUCUUUGUUCUUUAGGUUUGAUGAACCCUGUAGGAGGACUGUUGCCGUGGAGACAGGUUGCCAAAAUCUUCAGCUGUGCUUCACAAUCCUAGAGGUAGUCUUCGAUCGCGAGGUCAUCGGCCCAUACACUCUUUUCCCUUUUGUCUACUUUCUCUUUCAAAUUCUUGAGGCAUUGGUGUUUAUAAUCAUCUUCAGAUGCUACAAGAAAUCAUCAAAUCAAAUACUGUAG
Messenger RNA from Clarias gariepinus (North African catfish), 975 nucleotides. RefSeq names its product hepatic sodium/bile acid cotransporter-like. Gene Ontology annotation, biological process: bile acid and bile salt transport. Bases 1 to 975 code for a protein of 324 amino acids. The transcript has 4 exons. The record is from RefSeq and is a predicted model, not a curated record. NCBI's taxonomy places the organism in Eukaryota, Metazoa, Chordata, Actinopteri, Siluriformes, Clariidae. Gene Ontology annotation, molecular function: bile acid:sodium symporter activity. Gene Ontology annotation, cellular component: membrane.